This is a messenger RNA of Durusdinium trenchii, 546 nucleotides long. NCBI's taxonomy places the organism in Eukaryota, Dinophyceae, Suessiales, Symbiodiniaceae. The record is from the annotation of a GenBank genome assembly.
AUGAUUCGUUCUGGAAAAUACGAGUACAUCUAUGGGCGAAAAAUUGAGCCCGGCAACCAGAAGAUUCAGAACUUCAACCCUGAUGCCUACCACCAAGAGCCCAUAAAGGCAAACACUGGCUUUUACUAUGUAGCAGGUGGUAGGAAGCAAAAGAUUGUGCAACAGGUUUUUGACAAAGGUGUGAAAUGGUGCAAUGACCGUCCUCAUAUGGAUGACCAAGAGAAUUUUUGGGAUGCUUUGGUUGACACACGAAGGAAGAAAAAGUUUCAGCAGGACUAUUUGGCAUGCUUCCGGCAUUGCAAUAGCAGCGCAUGUGAUGGCGUGGAAGAAUCCCAAGUGUUCAACUACUGUGAUAUGAGCCCUUGGGAGUAUGUACUUGGCUGCUUUACUCCGGCCUCUGUGUUGGAAGAGCCAAGAAUGGUCUCUUAUCAUGCUACCCAUGUGGUCGGAUGGCAAUCAAAGCGGAAAAAACUGCAGAUGGUCAACUUGUGGGCCUAUUGCAAUGAGACUGAAGUGUCAGAAAGCCCGGUGAAAGGGCCAAAGUAG